AUGGCCAGCAGCGACGACGACACGCAGAAGAGCAGAGUCUUCAAAGGAGUGUACGCGUACGUGCACGGCGAGUUCGCAGGCCUCACUCGCCGCCGGGUGGGUCGAAUGGUCGAGGAGGGAGGAGGCAGGGUCAUCGACAAGCUCGACAACCCCAAGAUCACGCACAUGAUCCUCUCGCCACAGCUCUGGUCGCGUCAAGGUACCACUUGGGCCGACCUCACGGUUCGCCAGACGAUCAGGGCAAACGAGGAGAACAGGACGGAGGAGGACGAGGACUACAACCGCGUCUGGCUGCUCCCUCUCGAGUGGCUCACCGAGUCGCUCGCCCAGAAGAAGCGUCUCGACGAGCGCAAGUACGACUACGAGCGUACGAAGGACCAACAGCGUGCCGAGCGGGCUGCUCAGCUGCGCGAGGAAAACAAGAAGUACGGUGGCAAGAGUCGCUUCGGACGCGGCGAACGCCAGAAGUACGAGAGGGAGAAGGCCGUCGCUGCGGAACUCGCGGCGCAGAAGAAGAUCGAGGCCGAGGGCAUCAAGCUCGACGACCAAGCGUUCUCGGGCCUUUCGGUAGUCGCCAACAAGGCCGGUCCCUCCUCGUCUGCCGCCGCCGCGCCUCUCGCUGCCGUUCCUGCUCCAGCCGUCCCAGAGAUCCCUACGGCGCCUUCAGCCGCAGGCGGUCUCUCCUCCGACUUGAUCAAGCAGUCGCUCCAGGCGCAGCAGGACGCGAAAUACCAGAAGCCUGUUCCUCCGCCCAAGCCGAAGACCCCUGCGGAACUCGGCAAGGUCGCUGACCAAGAUGGGUCCAUUAAGGCGGCUGAGAAGGAGGAGAAGCGCGCCAAGAUGCUUCAGGCUGCUGAGAGAAGGGAGCCGAAGAAGUUCAAACCUCUGAAGAAGCCGUCCAUCGAGAAGAAGCCUUCGCCGCCCGUCAAGUCGACUGCGUCUACCGCCGCCUCGUCGCCGAACAAUGCUGCACCGGCAGGCUCGCUCAAGCCGGCCAUUGGGACGCUCAAACCCAAGCAGCCCAAGCCCAGCGCAUGGGGUGGCGGCGUCUCGCGUCCUCUCCCGAAGCACGUCUCGCUUCCUCCCUUCGGUCCCGCUCCGUCGACCAACUCGUCCGCCUCCGCUUCCACGUCGACGUCGACCAGCCAGACGGGCCAGAAGCGCGACUUCGGCGGCCUCGAGUUGAGCGACAGCGAGGACGAGCCGCUGUCUCAGCAGGUCGCGAAGAAGAGGAAGCUCUCCUCCGUCGCGCCUUCGUCCGACACCGGCUCGUCCUUCAAGAGCAAGAACAUGCCCAGCUCCGAGAUUGACAUGCUCGACAGCGACCCGUGA
Messenger RNA from Rhodotorula toruloides NP11, 1332 nucleotides. RefSeq names its product BRCT domain containing protein. The record is from RefSeq and is a predicted model, not a curated record. The transcript is spliced from 6 exons. Lineage: Eukaryota; Fungi; Basidiomycota; Microbotryomycetes; Sporidiobolales; Sporidiobolaceae. The coding region runs from base 1 to 1332 and encodes 443 amino acids.